AUGGGCACGCCACAACCGCUGUACCCCUUGACUGGGCAUUGCUCAAUAAUCUACGAAGACACGCUUUACGUAUACUCGCCAGCUGGUUUCCAGUCGCUGAAGCUUGAAGAGGGGGCAAAAUGGCAGCCAUUGCCAAUGGACAUAUCCCUCACCGGCGCCGAAUGCGUCAAGGCGGUACCCAAGGGUAACAAAAAGGACGCUAAACUCUUCAUCGUUGGAGGACGGCCCAAUGCCACGGCCGCCGACUGGAACUACCCGGGACUGAUGCACUACACAUUUGCGGAAAAGAAGUGGGAUUGGCUACGUUCGGAGAGUUGGAAUACGCAGAACAGAGUCAACCACGGCGCAGUCUACCUCCAGGACUCGCAAAAAAUUCUCGUCUACUCGGGAUCACAAGUCGAGGGCAACACCGGCGCAUCGACAGAAACCUUCCUGUACUCUACUAAAUCGCCUUACACCGUCUCCAGUCUACAAUCCUUGGGCGCACCGCCGUCGGUAAUGCCUAUGCUAAUGAACUCGGACCCCAACACUGCGCUGCUAGUCGGUGGUGGCCCCACCAACACUGCUGUCUGGAAAUUUACGCAAUCAGGAGGAUGGCAGGACCUUGGCGUUAAGCUCCAACAACCGCUUUCAAAUCAGGAACAAGUCAAGUGCACCGUCGUUUCCAGCAAAGACGGAGAAGUCGCUCUCCAGAAGUUUGACAUGAGUGUAACACCAAAUGCCGUGGAGCGGAUACUACUAUUGAACAAGGACGGUAAGCCCGCAAAUCCGGGCACCGUCGUCGGAGGCAAGUCGAAGCGGCUAGUCUUGGACAACUUCUCCUCAUAUAACGAAACAUAUGCGCCAAUGUCGACACGAUCAGGUUACUCAUUAGCUCAAGGAGAGGAUGGCAAGACCGUGGCGAGCGGAGGAAACCCCGAGGAACCCAUUGCUUUGUUCGACGCCACUGAAAACGCCUGGAUGAAUGCGACAGCUGUGUUUAGUGGACAGCAGGUGCUCUCCAACUCCGUCUCGUCUUCCAUCACAUCAUCAUCGCCAACCUCCACCUCAGAUCCAUCAGCUGCCGCCAGCUCUACCAACUCAGCAACUCCCGCGUUUCCUCCACCACCCCCUGACAACAAGGGCAGGAUGCUGACCGUCCUCGGGGCUACGCUAGGAACAAUUUUCGGCAUUGCGCUUCUUCUGGUCCUGGUCUUGUUGUGUCUCAAGUACAGGAAGAACAAGAGCAAGAAGAAUGCUGGCUACGUGGAGAAGGAGGCCCGUGAUGCUCGUAUGAGCUUUGCCGACCGCGGGGCCGACUUUAUGAAAGAAGCGGGAGGAUCAGUGGUCAACUACCAGCCCAAACACAACAACGACUCACUCACUUCGCUUGCUAUUAUCCAAGGAAGAAACACUGGCCACAAGAAGAACGCUGCGAGCGACGCCAGCACGGCAGGCCUCGUCAAGAAGACCAGCCCGCUGGGUUACUCUGAGCCCUAUGAGCUUGCCAAGUUCGACCUUAAGCCGGAACCUGCUGAUCAAAUCGUUCGCCAAAAUUCGAGCCGAGUAGCCAAACCUGCCCCAAGAGCUCGCAGCUCAGGCUGGAGCCGCUACUUUGCUAACAACGAUGCUACCAAUCUCGCAAACGCUCCACCAGCUGACCGGUCAACCUUUGCGUCGGAUCGGACCAGCAUGGACAGUGUGUCGCGGUAUACAAACUCGCACAUGUACAGCUCACGCCCCUCGCAACACAUCGCGCCACUGGAGAUUCCCAAGUUUGGAGAUAAUCAGCGUCUGAGCUCAGUGGCGAGUGGCAGUCCUACACUUGGAGCACCCCCUGCGAGCAUUGGUCUAGCACACAACAUCCAGCCUAUGCAAGCAGAGCUCGCCCGCGCCAACUCGAACGCUAGCACAAUAUCCGGCCUCAGCCACGACGGCGAUCACUACCGCCACAGGGCUGUGGAAAGCUGGACCCCAGUGGGUGAGGACCGACGAACUAGCAGUCAGUACACAGGCAGCAUGGUUAUCGAGCCCAACAGCAAGUACGACGUCAACGGCUCGUACUAUCCCGAUCCGAAUGAGUCGUUCUACCCUAAGAGCAACUUAAGUUCCUUUUACCCUGGACAAGAAAACGCACCAGUCCUUCCUGACAUGCGUGACAGCUCAUACACCAUGUUCCCUUCUGAUACUGCCGGAGCAGGAGAGGCUUCCAAGGGUCAGUUCAGCUCAAUGUACCCCACGCCACCACAGAUCAACCUGCCCAACACCCGCGAGAGUACCAGCACACUCUUCCCCAGCGGGGCAGGCGCUGCCACGAAAGCGCAACAGGACGCUGCGUUACCGAGCCCCAAGUUCGGCUCCUUCUACCCUGCGCCGCGCGCCGGACACGAGAGCAACGUGACCAUGUUCCCGGGAGGAAACAACCAGGACAGCUCAAAGAAGGUGCAAGCCGACAUGUCAUGGCUGAACAUUGGUGAGGGUGGACGAUAA
Messenger RNA from Pyrenophora tritici-repentis Pt-1C-BFP, 2469 nucleotides. RefSeq lists its product as uncharacterized. Lineage: Eukaryota; Fungi; Ascomycota; Dothideomycetes; Pleosporales; Pleosporaceae. The record is from RefSeq and is a predicted model, not a curated record.